Selaginella moellendorffii is the source of this 1896-nucleotide messenger RNA. Its product is annotated as BTB/POZ domain-containing protein At3g05675. Lineage: Eukaryota; Viridiplantae; Streptophyta; Lycopodiopsida; Selaginellales; Selaginellaceae. The record is from RefSeq and is a predicted model, not a curated record. The transcript has 3 exons. Bases 100 to 1341 code for a protein of 413 amino acids.
GCGAACGAAGGGAGCAAGGUAUGGCGUCUCUGGCCCGGCCGAUCGCGCGCAGCAGGGGCCUCUAGAUCGUCGAAUCGAUCGAAAUAUGUGGAGAUCGAGAUGGGGAUAGGAGGCGCCGGGGAGAGGGAGAUUCUCAAGCUCGGGGAUCGCAGCACUAGCGACGUGAUUGUGCGCGUCGGGACUCCCGGCAGGGAUUGUAGCUUCUACGCUCACUCGGCGGUGCUCCGGCCUCGCAGCAGCUGCUUGGCGGCAAAUCUUGCCAAGGGCAGCGAUUCCAUCCUGCUGGGGUGCUGCGAGGAAGAUUUCGACUACUACGUGAUUCUUUUCCGGAUUUUCUAUGCAAUGCAGGAGGAUUUCUCCUCUGGUUCCUGCGGGAUCGUGGCAGAGGAAUGCUGCAACGUGAAGACGACCAUCGGCGUGGCGAAAGUUGCCACGGAGCUGGGGUGCGAGGCCAUCGUCGAGAAAUGCUUCACGUUUCUAGAGGGAGUUUCAUGGAACGAGGGUGAGGAGGAGGAGAUGUUACAGGCAUUGUCCGCGGGCAUUUGCUCCAGCGAUGAUCCGGUUCUAGCCAGGUUGCGGACAGUGGACAGUGCUGUGGUGCGAGAAGUUUUUCUCUCGGCGAUCAUCGCUGCUACCCGGGAGAGCGAUGCCGGCGUCUCGAUCAAGCGCAAAGUUUCCGCGCAGGAGCAAAUCGAGUACAUGCUGGUGGAAGACGACGACGCUCCGCUCAUCACUUCCGACAGCCAGAUCAAGUCUGCGUUUCGGGAAAAAUUCUGCGAGCUCUUCCAUCGUUUCAAGGACGUGAUCACGAUCGAGGGCGGUGGUGCUGAAACCUUCGAAGACGCUAUUCUGGAAAAGCUAGCGGACGUUUCUUGGGCCUCGCGUGUUCUGUCGAGGCUUGGCUCGCUCGACGAACUUGUUUUGGCCUGGUCGGACUUCUCCCCGGAGAUCGUCUUCGUCUUCCAGGACCCAGCCUUGAGCAGUGGGAUCAAACUCAAGGUGAUGGAGAUCACCUCAAAGGUUUUGGAAGCCGUCGGCUAUGGCAACGUUUUGAUACCGCCAACUCAAAGGACUGGGCUCGUGAAAGCUUGGCUUCCUUUCGUGAGAGACAUGAAGAUGGUGCUGCUGGAAGCCGAGUGCGUGGAAGAGACGAUGCUGCUUUACAACAGCAUCGAGGCCGCCAUAAACUCCCUCGUUUUGUCACUGCCGUCGGACGAUCAAGGCGUGAUCUUGGCCGAGUGGCUCAAGAACGAGAGGGCGAGCUAUCCCGAUCUAAGCGAAGCGUUUGAGGUGUGGUGCUUCCGGAGUAAAGCAGCCAAACGCAGGCUCAGUUGCGGCUAGAAAGGACUAUUGGCUUCUCGACGACGGCUUGCAGCGGAGCGUGUUACGUGGAGCUAGAUUAAACCGCACUCGCCGAUACUUCUCCGGAGAGAUGACACGCCUUCGCCGGAUGAGUUUGAUUACCACUUUCGCGACCGAGGAGAGAGCCCUGUCAUCGAUUCUUCCACGCCGAUUAUUCCUCGUCGUCGUCUACUUUAUGAUUUUCUACGCUUGGAAAGUCAAUGUCUGCGGUGAACAGUUCUUAUGGUGAGUGAGAGAGAGAGAGAGAGAGAGAGGGAAAGGUUAUAGAGUCCCAGAUGAGCACGAUUGUUCUAUAAAGACUUCGUUGCAAAUCUCACACUCAUCACACUCAUCGCAAUCUGCAGGAAACUCGUGUGUGGUUUCACAACAACACCGAUUUUACUCCAGUGUACGCUCUGUUUUAGACUUGACAAGGUUCACUGUGAUUGAAACCCACUAGAAAAAGAAGAUUGCUGUCAAGCUAGGCUAUAGUAUUGAGGUAAUGGCUUGUAUCGACAGGUUUGAAAAUUGUGAAGUAUUUCGAAGUAGAUGAUA